AAUCAGCCCGCCGUGCCGGAGACCGCCGUCGCAGCAGUCGCCGCGAUCGACGCAGCCGGGCCGGGACUGUCAGCACACCGCUGCUUCAGUUCUGUCGUCAAUGGGGACGAGGUGGCCAUCGGCUUCAAGACGAACGUGGUGGCACACGCUGCCACAAACGACCAUGUCAACGUGCAGGCCGAUGGGACCUUCCGUGUGGUGCCUCACCAGUUUCACCAGUUACUGGUGGUGUUCAUGGGAGUCAGCGGUGCCAUGCUUCCCGACGUCUUCGUUUUAAUGUCGUGUAGGACCCGGCGGCUCUACCAUGCAGUUUUCGGUGAGAUCCGCCGGGUCCUCGGUGCCCCAGUGCGCCGCUUCCUUUCGGACUGGGAGCGAGCGCUGCAGGGAGCCGCCGCCGCGGGGUGGCCAGAAGCCGUGCAGAGCGGCUGCUGGUUCCACUAUGCUCAGGCCAUCAUUCGUCAGAUACGGCGCCUCGGGCUGCGCGCCGAGUACACCAUGGAGGCGUCCGCCUUUUCAAGAUGGGCUCGGAAGAUUGUCAUUCUUCCCCUCGUGCCAGCCGACCGGCUCCACGAGGCGUGGACCCUGCUCUUGGAGCGCCAGGUGCCCGAGGUACGAGAAAAGCCAGCUAGCUAG
Molecule: messenger RNA, 633 nt
Organism: Pollicipes pollicipes
Lineage: Eukaryota; Metazoa; Arthropoda; Thecostraca; Pollicipedomorpha; Pollicipedidae
Exons: 3
Coding region: 235-633 (132 amino acids)
Source: RefSeq, a predicted model, not a curated record